Molecule: messenger RNA, 738 nt
Organism: Porites evermanni
Lineage: Eukaryota; Metazoa; Cnidaria; Anthozoa; Scleractinia; Poritidae
Source: the annotation of a GenBank genome assembly
GGAGAAAAUUAUCAACGAGCAUUAACGUUGUUGAAUGAAGCGGUGGAUAUCCUGACGUCACCACGCACGUCGACAGAUCAUCUGCAGCAGCUUCCAGCGCAUCGAUCUGUAGGUUCAGUUCAAGUUCCUGCCACUCAGUGAAAGGGGACAGGGGCACCCAACGAGAAUUUUCGGAAGAAUAUCUGUUCGGAAGACGAUUUGAGAUCUAGAAUUUUCGAAACAUUUGUUGUAAAAUUUCUAGCUUGCCUGCCUCUUCUAGGAUUUUCGAACAUCUAAAAAUGGUAUAAUUGCCUAUUUUUAACGGAUUUUUACCCUAAUAAGGUCACCUAGAAUUUUCGGGAGCCUUUUUUCUGGCUGAAAUUUUCGAAAAGGUAAGUUUUGAUCCCCAUAAUUUUCGGAUCACUAGACUUUUAGCUAGGAAAUCCGAACAGAUGAAACAUUUUUAGGGGAUAAAAAUAUGCCUAUAUCUACCGUUUAAAUACUAAAAUACUUUGAAUAAUGCUAUGUUUAAGUGGUUUUGAACUAUAUUCUCGUUGGGUGCCCCUGAGGGGAGAAUUACGAGAAAUGGCGCGUCUUUUUCCGUUUUACAGUCGGGGCGCAUCUGCCGGUAAAGUUAGUUCCCGUCAACCCUUCAAGCGAUUUCGACCAAGUGCUUCCUCAAGUGGGCCCCAAAAAAGUUUUAAACCAAAGGAAACCUGGACUUACACGUUCAUCUGCCUGUGUGAAUCAGGCCAUUGA